AUGUACAGUAUACUUCGGAUUCUAGCAGCACUAUGUUUUAUUGGAGUCGUGCAUUCAUAUCUACCUUCGGAUUACGGUGGCAAAUCACCAGAAUCGUCAAUAGAAGAAUCGAAUUGGGUCGAUGAGAAAGAAAUUCGCGAGCGUCUGUCUGCGAUUGCCGCCGAAAAAUUCUCACACCACUAUCAUGAACACCAGCAGGUCGAAAAUCAAAAUGUGACGACAGCGACAAAAAGCAGAUCAGUUAUCAGGUCAGCUGUUGAGAAAACGCGUAGGAAGAGAGACGGAGGAAUUGUGUCAGGACCUGUCGCCACGGCUUUAGUUACUGGAAUGAUCGGAAUGACAGCAAAAACAGUGGCUGAAUUGACAAGUUUUAACCCAAGGCUGUCAGAAGGGGGAUGUGAAUGGUUCGGAACAGCUCCACUCUGCAAUUUCCCAUGCCCAUCAGAUUAUGAUUACAUUCGCGCUAACAACGGAAGAUGCUCAUCCUGGUGGCUUUCAGGCUUCUGCUCCCCAGAUCCCAGUUUCGGAAAACCAUGUUCCACUAUUCUUGGAGAUUACUUCAGUAAACGAUUCUGUUGUAAAUCUGAUCCAAUGGAAUGUACAUGGUCUGGAAGAUGGAUGGGGGCUAAUACAGCUCACAAUAUUUACUGUAGAUAUGAUAACGUUGGAAAGUGUGGAACCAUUGACUGUUCUAUUAACCAUUUCACAUUAAAAGCACAAAAUUCGUCGGAAAUCACUGGUGAUCGGUGCGAUCGUCUCGAACUUUUUGGACUACGUGGAAAAGCGACAUGUGGUUAUAUUGCAUGGUUUAAUGAGGAAGGACAUAUUGUCAACUCAUGGUACAAGACUAGGUAA
This is a messenger RNA of Caenorhabditis remanei, 855 nucleotides long. RefSeq lists its product as uncharacterized. NCBI's taxonomy places the organism in Eukaryota, Metazoa, Nematoda, Chromadorea, Rhabditida, Rhabditidae. The record is from RefSeq and is a predicted model, not a curated record. The transcript is spliced from 5 exons. The coding region runs from base 1 to 855 and encodes 284 amino acids.